This is a messenger RNA of Limulus polyphemus (Atlantic horseshoe crab), 6603 nucleotides long. RefSeq names its product B-box type zinc finger protein ncl-1-like. The record is from RefSeq and is a predicted model, not a curated record. Lineage: Eukaryota; Metazoa; Arthropoda; Merostomata; Xiphosura; Limulidae. Gene Ontology annotation, molecular function: translation repressor activity; protein binding; zinc ion binding. The transcript is spliced from 3 exons. The coding region runs from base 472 to 2769 and encodes 765 amino acids. Gene Ontology annotation, biological process: negative regulation of translation.
UUCGUUGACUUGUGUUUCUAGGCAUGCUUAUAUACAUCAAGUGCUAAAAAUCUCAACGCAUAAGGAAUUACUUCAUAAGUACACGACAAAGAAAAAAACUGAAUCGAAAACAAGAAAAAAUAUUUAUUUUGAUAGCCACGACACAAAGGACUACUCCAAGUUGUAGCUGCUAAAAUUGGCGCGCGAUUUUAUCAAAGCGACACUCUUGAUAUUGGUAUGUAACGGAGCCAACGAUUCGUCAAGGUGACUAACCGCUUAUUUGUCUGUUGUUUCAUGAACAUUGUUGUGACGCGUUUUACGUGAUACUGUUAGUUUUUUAAGGAAUUGCUUGUACAUUAGUAUUCUGCGGUGAUCAAAACUUAAAAAAACAUAAAGUUAUGAUAUGAAAGGAAUCAAGUAAAAUUUAAAUAUUUUGGAAAUUGAGUGCUAAACAUUGGCAUAAACAGAUAUUGAUGUUGAAAAGUGGCGUCGAUGAAGGCUCCUUUUAGAAAUACAGCAACGAGCACUGCUCAGUCAGAAUCCAAAAUGGCAUCUCCUACCAUUUCUCUGUCAGAUCCAACAACAUGUACUUCAUCAGUCACGUCUGAUCUUAGCCAGGAUGAAAUCUUCACCAAAUGUUCCAUCUGCCAGGACACUUAUACCAUUCCUAAAGUAUUACCAUGUCUUCAUACAUUUUGUCAACCUUGUCUUGAGAAGAUACAAGAAUCUCCAGGAAAGAUUAAAUGCCCACAGUGUCAAGAAGAGUGCCUAUUGACAGAUGGUUUAGCAGGUCUUUUGUCAAAUUAUGCAGUAAGUAAUAUUUUGGAGGCAAAUGCAUUGCAAGGAACUACCCUAUGCUGUACUGGCUGUAAAACUAAAGAAAGCAAUGUAGUGGCUCGCUGUAUUGAUUGUGCCAAUUUCUUGUGUUCAAACUGUGUGAUGGCACAUCAGUUUAUGCACUGCUUUGAAGGACACAGAGUUCUCACGAUGGGAGAGUUUCAAAAUAAUAAAGACGAUAUCAAACCCAAGAAACCUAUCUUUUGCUCGCACCACAAACUCAAGGCAUUGGAGUUCUUCUGCCAGACCUGUAAUGUUGUGAUAUGUAGUGACUGCACAAUCGUGGAACAUCCCCAGGGGAUGCAUAACAUAGACCAUUUGGAAGAUAUUGAAUACAAGCAUAUUGAAUAUAUGAAUUGUUUGAUUGAGGAUUCCAAGGAGAAACAAACAGAUCUACAGAAUCGUUUAAAAACAGUUGAGCACUCUACUAGUAACAUUCAUGUACAAUAUGAAAAACUACAGAAUGAAAUAAAGGACACCCACCAGUUUUACUAUGUGGCCGUAGAAGAAAGAAAACAAGAAAUUUUGAAAGAAUUAGAUGAUGUCUUCAACUCAAAAAUGGUUUCUCUUUCAAUGCUUGGACAGAAACUUCGUGAUAACGUUAAUAAGACCCUUGAAAUAUGUGACUUCAUGGAAAAACUCUUGAAGUUUUCCAGUAACACAGAAAUACUUCUUUUUAAGCAUUUAUUGACUUCACAAUUUCAGAAAAUUGUUGAAUUUAAUCCAGUUGUUGGUUUGGAUGCAUCUGAGCUUGAAUUUGUAUCUAAUUAUCAGGCUAUCCAAAUAGGGGUGCGGAACACCUUUGGCUAUCUUCAGCAUAAUUCAGGAAUGCAAGUCCAGCCACAGUCUAUUACUAGGUCAAAUGGUGUAAUUGGAUCAGAACGAUCCUCUCAAAAUGGAAACAUGCUUGAGCCAAACAUAAUUGCCAAAAGAUUUAAUUCUGCUAACUGUUUCAGUCCUUUUCUGACUAAUCUGGGAGAUUACAUGAAGUGGUCAAGUAUCCCUUCUGACAUCUUUCACAAUGGUACUGACUCCCCUUCCAUUUCCAAUGAUCCUGUUUUUGACUUGUCAUCCAAAUUGGUUAAUUCAAAUAUGUUUCCUUUAAAAUCCCAAAUGAAGCGUCAGAAGAUGAUUUACCAUUGUAAGUUUGGGGAGUUUGGAGUAAUGGAGGGUCAGUUUACAGAACCAAGUGGUGUAGCUGUGAAUGCUCAGAGUGAUAUCAUAGUAGCCGACACCAAUAACCACAGGAUCCAGAUCUUUGACAAGGAAGGUCGGUUCAAGUUUCAGUUCGGAGAAUGUGGGAAACGAGAUGGACAAUUGUUAUAUCCCAAUAGAGUUGCCGUUGUAAAGGUUUCUGGUGAUAUUAUUGUUACCGAGAGAAGCCCAACACAUCAGAUCCAGAUAUACAACCAGUAUGGACAGUUUGUCCGCAAGUUUGGAGCCAACAUCCUCCAACAUCCAAGAGGUGUGACCGUUGACAAUAAAGGUCGUAUUAUCGUGGUAGAAUGCAAGGUGAUGCGUGUUAUCAUUUUUGAUCUUUUGGGCAACGUUCAUCACAAGUUUGGAUGCUCCAAACACCUGGAGUUUCCCAAUGGGGUUGUUGUUAAUGACAAGGAGGAAGUAUUCAUUAGUGAUAACAGAGCUCACUGUGUGAGAGUGUUCAGUUAUGAGGGAGUAUUCAUGUGGCAGAUUGGUGGAGAAGGAAUAACAAACUACCCAAUCGGUGUGUGUAUUGGUCCACUUGGUGAAAUUCUAGUGGCUGAUAAUCACAAUAAUUUCAAUAUUACUAUCUUUACUCAAGAUGGGCAGCUAGUGAAUGCUCUGGAAAGCAAGGUGAAACAUGCUCAGUGUUUUGAUGUGGCUCUUGUUGAAGAUGGCUCCAUUGUGUUGGCAAGCAAGGACUAUCGACUGUACAUUUAUAAAUUUCAUGAAACACCAGGAAUUGGAUUGUGAAGAAAGGUAAAAUACUACAAGACCAGUUGUUUGCUGUCACACUACGCAUGAGGAGACGCAACCUAGUACUUUGUGUUAAGCAUAUUUGAAAGAAAGAUUUUUAUUGGCUGUAAUUUAGUGAGUUAUGGCAUUCACUAUUGCUUACUAAGAUAUCUGACUGCGUAAGCCCAUUGACUGUUUAUAAAGAAUGCCGACUGGUUGUUUUUGAUAUCCUCUACUUACAGUAUUAUAGGUUUUCUUAAUCUUGAUUAUUGUCAAUAGAACAAGAUCUUAGAACAAAUGCACGGCAAGCCCAACACAUCCCAAUUGUUUGUAUGGUUAAUUGUUUGUUAUUAAUGCAUGCGUUAGAACCCCCAAGUGAUCAGUUUUAAUGUUCCCUCACUUGAAUAUUUGUUAAUUUUCAAACAUUUAAUCCUAUUUAUUAUGGACUACUCUUUACAGUCAUGAAUUUGCAAUGAUCAAACUACAUUCAUCAUUUCUAUACCAAAGAACCUGUGGGACCGUUUUUUGAAAUGAUUCUUAGAUAUGCAAGUUUCAACUACCUUCUUCUGAUGAUAAAUUUCUUGUUUUUGUAGGGCUUGUAUAGUUAAAAAAAAUAUCAUAAGCACAUUAGAUAUAUCCGCUAUUAAGUCUUAUUAUUUGCUCUCCUCUAAACAGAUUCUGUUGGUCAGCACUUCAUCAUCAGUUCUGUUGAUUUGAAACGUUCAUGAUUUAUUAUUAUAUUGUUAAGUUAUAAUUAUUGUUUUUAAAAUCACUUGUUGUUCUAACUGAUGACGAAAACAGUGAAAUGUACUAGUCACACCCAAUGCUACACUGUUGAACUCUUCAUUGUCUCAACAGCUUGGACCGUGUGUGGUUUGAGAAGAGCAUGACUACACAAAUAGCUGGCAGUAUUAUUUUUAGACAACUUUAAAGUCUCUCUUGUAAAAUUGUAUCAACAUUUUUGUAGGAAGAGAAUUUUUUAUAGUUUUUCUGUCCUUUUGAAUAAUUGGGUCACUCAAAUUUCAAAUUACUAUGCUCCCAUCUCCAGACCUAAUAGUAUAAAGAUAUUUAUAUUUUUUUAACCUGUGUAUGUUUGAAUCUCUCAGUUAUAGAAGUGUUAUGCAAGUUUAAUUUGAUGGUGAAUUAUAUUUGUAACAAGUGUUUAUAAAAUGACAAGAUUUACCUUUAUCACAAUGGUAGAUUGAUAAAAAUGUAUAGUUCGAAAUAACUAGUUUUGAUCAUAAAAGCAAUUUAGACAUUUUAGAUGUAGUAAUUUGCCACCUAAGUGAAAAAUUCUCUUUAAGUUUGAAACCUUUAAUUUAGUUAUUGUCUUGUGUCUUGAAAAGUAUGAAUUUAAAUUUGGUUUGAAAGUAUUUUUGGUAACUUUGUAUUUGAAAUACUGAUAUUUAUUUGAUAGUAUUCAUCAUAGAAAUUUUGAUUAGAACUUAGUGUUUAAAAAAAACUUGUAUGAAAGGAAUACAUUUAUUUUGAAGAUUCAGUAUUUCUUAAGAAGUUUGUCUUGUUCAAUUCACAACAUGCAUCAAAUAUCAGUAACUCAUUACCUGGUUAAUACAGAGAAAUAGCAUAAAAUAUGUAUAUAUAUUUAAAAUGGUAUAUCUUAUUUAUCCAAAAUAUUAGAAUAGGGAAAAAUGUCUGUAUUUUAAUUUUCACUCUUCACAGGUUCAUUAAUAUUAUGAAUGACACUGUAAGAAUUGCUGCAAGUAUUCAGUGCUUAGUUAUGUAGCAAGAUGGAACUGAUCUCGGAAAGACUUGUUUGUGUUGCAGGUUUCUAGACAGUACUACAUUAACCGGAAACUUAUGGUGAAAACGAAUAUAUAAAGAUUCAUUUUGUAAUUAUUAGAACUGAUAGAUAUAAAGUAGUGCCAUCUGGUGGUAUUGCAAAGAAACGGUGUGAAACUAAACAACGCAGCAAAGAAUGAAAGAUGAUCAAAUUGCUGACUCGGCAUCUGGUACAGUAAAUAUAUUUCGAUGGUAUUUAAACGAUUGUACAAUACUUUGAAAAUUGUAUUUAUGGGUCAGAGUUUUGUUUUCUGUUUUAAAAUCAAUAUUUAAGUUAUAUUGGAUUAUUAAGUGGUUACUUUUUAUCUUUUAUGUAGAUCCACUAUGCAAGUAUUUCAUCACAUUUUUAUGCAGUACCUCAUUAAAGUAGAUAUAGUUGUAAUGAAUGUUUCCGAUAUUAUUAGUAUUGAAGAAUAGCUUGAUUUUUAUAUAACAUUCUUUCAAAGGCUGUUGUUACUUUAAUCUUUUGAAAACUACAGAAUAUUUAUCUUUACAUAUAAGAGAUGGUUUUAUCAUCAUUAGAAUAAAUUAAAUAACACUGAAUAAUUCUUGUUCUCCCUAACUAUGUUAAAACAUUAUGGAUUCUUAAUUGUCAAAUUGUUCCUACAAAACUGAGAUCUAUUUGCCAAAAGCCCAUUUUUAAUAAUCAGUCUCUUUAAAAGAGGAAUACAGGGGCAUAAGUUUCUUACAGUUUCAAGUGUUGUCUGUAAAAGAGUGUUACAGGGGGAUUAAACUUGGAGAUUUUAACCUCUGUCCGUGUUAAAGAAGUUCAGAGGUACAAAUUUCUUUGGUGAUUUCAGUUACUACCUGUUCAUCGGUUAUGCUUAUUUAAAAAAAAAGAAGUACGUACUUAUAAUAUACCAGAUGAAUUCUAAUAGCAUUAAAUGUUUUUAAUAUUUGUUUAUUUCUUGUUUCAUUGUUUGUAGGUAUGCAUUAUUUUCAAGACAAAAAUACAUUUUUCAUGUUGAUGUAUAUGUAAUGUAUUGCAUGAGUAAAGGUGCUACCAAUUUCUUUGAUAUUUAAGUAGUAUUAUAUACACAUAUACGGACUGACAGAGGGCGUAUAUUGCUCAAAAACUUGUGACACAAAAACCAGAAAGUGUUCUAUCUCCAACUUAGGUGUCCAUAAUUAAUUUUAUUUGAAAUUGCUUUAGUGAUUAUAAAUGUAAUCUUUUAUUUAUUAUCGUUCAAGAUUUUAGAUUUUGUUUUGGAGCAGCUAUGCUGGUAAUUGAUAGUGGAUUCUUGCUGCUGUUUCCCCGAUAUGCAAUCACUCGAAAAGCUUUUAUUUUUCUAGCUAUUAUGUAUAUACAUUACACGGUUAUCGGUCAAUUAAGAAAAUUAUAAUUUCACAAUAAUCAACGUUAAGAAAAACUGAAAAUUUAAAAACAACCUAGUCAGAAAUAUUUAAAAAUCAACUUAUAGUUAUUAGAACACAAAGGUGUGACCUUCUUUACCUCCAAAUCUGUGGAAUCCAGAUUGUUAAACAAAAAACUAGUUAUUUCUAACACUAUGAUUUAGUUACUUUUGUUACAUAUAUCAGUGACUAGUUCAACAGACUUUAUAAAAGGAUCAAGGAUUGGUAUGGGACUUGUUUAUAUCAAGAAUGAUUGGUUCAUGUGACCUUAUAUAAAUGAUGGAUUAAUAUAUGAAUUUUUGUAAACCAACAGUUGGUUCAUGUGACUUUAUAUAGAUGAUGGAUUGGUAUGUAAAUUCUUGUAAACACCAACAAUUGGUUCCUGUGACUUUAUAUUGAUGAUGGAUUGGUAUGUCAAUUCUUGUAAACACCAACAAUUGGUUCAUGUGACUAUAUAGAUGAUGGAUUGGUAUGUGAAUUCUUGUAAACACCAAUAAUUGGUUCCUGUUACUUUAUAUAGAUGAUGGAUUGGUAUGUAAAUUCUUAUAAACACCAACAAUUGGUUCAUGUGACUUUAUAUAGAUGAUGGAUUGGUAUAUGAAUUCUUGUAAACACCAACAGUUGGUUCAUGUGACUUUAUAUAGAUGAUGGAUUGGUAUAUGAAUUCUUGUAAACACCAACAAUUGGUUCAUGUGACUU